AUGCCAACCGAUAUCUUAUUUCUGAACGGUCGAAUCCUGACCAACGAGUGCGCAGGUCAUCAUGAUGAACCGACCUUCGCCGACAGCAUGCUAGUCAAAGAUGGCCAGAUUGCAGCGAUUGGAUCACAGGCCGAAGUAAGCGCCGCAAGCACUGGUGUGAACUUCGAAACCCGCGACCUGCAGCAAAAGACUAUUCUGCCAGGCUUCAUUGAUGGUCAUAUGCACCUUCUCCUCCUCGGCCAGUCUCUUCGCAAACUUGACCUAAAGCAUUGCAUGUCUCUGGAUGAUAUACGAUCGACUAUUCAUGAGUAUGCUGUUGCAAACCCAGAUGUCCCGACUAUUCUUUGCAAGAACUGGUUCCAUUAUAUGACGCCAAAUGGGGCCACAGCUGCAAUGAUAGACGAUAUUGAUCCACGACCUAUCUUCAUCGACGCAAGCUCCCAACACUCCUGCUGGUGCAAUAAUGCAGCACUGGAGAAACUUGGUGCUGCCGAUAUGCCAGAUCCUGCCGGAGGCAAGAUCCACCGUGAUGAGAAUGGAAAGCCUUCUGGGGUACUUGAUGAAGGUGCCAUGAUGUCUAUUAUCUGGCCAUACCAGGCAAUGUCGAGCCCGAAGGAAGAGCGAAUUGAGGCCAUGCGGGCUGGUAUUGCAGAAUAUAAUGCUGCAGGAUAUACCGGAUUGGUGGAGAUGGCCAUGGACGAAGAUGCAUGGGAUGCGCUAGUCACUCUGCGGGAAAGGGAACCCAAUCUUCCUAUGCGUAUCGCUGCAUACUGGUUGAUCAAGCCAAGUGAUAAACCCAAGGAAAACUCGAAGCAAGUUCAACGUGCUCUUGAGCUUUCACAGCAGUAUAACAGCACAACAAGCCCAGACCUCCGAAUCGUUGGCAUCAAAGUCAUCUGUGACGGUAUCAUCGAUGCGUGCACGGCCUAUUUAUCUGAACCAUAUGCCCCAGUGGACUCCCCUCCUCCUAUUUGGGUGCCGAAAGAUCUGGAUCUAGUUGUUAAGGAGGCAGAUAGCCAUGGCCUUCAAAUCGCCCUUCAUGCCAUUGGUGAUGGGGCGAUCAAAAUGGCAAUUGAUACGAUCGAGAACCACGCUAGCCCAGGGAGGCGACAUCGCAUUGAGCACCUCGAGCUGGCAUCUUCAGAAGAUGCAAAGAGACUCGGUGCUCUAGGCCUGACGGCAUCCAUCCAGCCGGUGCAUGCCGAUCCCUCUAUUCUUAGAGAAUGGCCUCGUCUCCUAGGAAAUGACCGAUGCCAGCGAGCAUUUGCGUAUCGGGAAUUUUCUGAUGCCGGGGCUUUGAUGGCAAUUGGAAGUGAUAGCCCUACCUCACCAUGGGAACCGAUGCAGAACCUCUAUGUUGCCACCACACGUCGCUCAUCGAGAGACCCCCAAUAUCCCGAUAUAGUGAACAAACAUUUCCAGCUGGGCAUGUGUGAAGCGGUGGUAGCUGCGACCGGAGGUGCCGCUAGAAGUGUGUUCUCAGAGAGACGGGUGGGUACGCUGGCCGCUGGAAAGAUGGCCGAUUUUAUUAUUGUGGACAUGGAGUGGGAUGCAUAUUCUCUUUUGAAGGCUUCGAUUAAGGAGACUUGGUACGAGGGAAGAAAAGUUUGGCAAUGA
Penicillium waksmanii is the source of this 1617-nucleotide messenger RNA. RefSeq names its product amidohydrolase. Bases 1 to 1617 code for a protein of 538 amino acids. The transcript has a single exon. Lineage: Eukaryota; Fungi; Ascomycota; Eurotiomycetes; Eurotiales; Aspergillaceae. The record is from RefSeq and is a predicted model, not a curated record. Gene Ontology annotation, molecular function: hydrolase activity, acting on carbon-nitrogen (but not peptide) bonds.